GACCACUUCAUUUUAUGACGUCUAUGCAUCAGUCCUCGAAGUUCUGCUAGUCACCUCAAUAUUUGGCUGCUCUUUAAAACUUAGUUCACUCACAAGAACAGCAGCGCAGUUCUAUUUAAUACAAUUAUUUUUUUAUCAACAAAAAAUGGUAACUAAAGACGAUCUAGAUAAAGAUCAAAUAGCUUUACUAAAACGAGCUUUUGAUGCUUUCGCUCAAGACAAAGGAUAUAUUGAAGCCAAUAUGGUUGGUACAAUUCUUCAAAUGUUGGGACACGACGUUUCCGAGGACCGAUUACAAGAAAUUAUUGCUGAGGUUGAUGCAGAUGGAUCAGGACAGUUGGAAUUCGAAGAAUUUGUUACACUAGCAGCUGGCUUCCUAACUGAAGAUGAACCCGAAGACGUGGAAGCUAUGCAAGCAGAACUAAAAGAAGCGUUUAGAUUAUAUGAUAAAGAAGGAAAUGGUUACAUUACUACGGAUGUUUUAAGAGAAAUACUCAAAGAAUUAGACGACAAAAUAACAAAUGAAGAUCUAGAUAUGAUGAUAGAAGAAAUCGAUUCAGAUGGUUCUGGAACUGUCGACUUUGACGAAUUCAUGGAAGUCAUGACUGGCGGCGAUGAUUGAUCAAAGUGCAUUAUAUAUUUUCAUUUUAGAUUUAUAUACGAUUAUUCAAAACCCAGUUUUGUUUUACAACCUAUAUCAUUAAUUUAAAUUAAAAUGUAAAGACCUACUGGCUUUAUAAAGUACUUACUUAUUUACCUAUAUAAAUACAUAAUUUAUAUA
Rhopalosiphum maidis (corn leaf aphid) is the source of this 781-nucleotide messenger RNA. RefSeq names its product troponin C-like. Gene Ontology annotation, molecular function: enzyme regulator activity; calcium ion binding. The record is from RefSeq and is a predicted model, not a curated record. Lineage: Eukaryota; Metazoa; Arthropoda; Insecta; Hemiptera; Aphididae. Bases 146 to 622 code for a protein of 158 amino acids. The transcript is spliced from 6 exons.